Molecule: messenger RNA, 816 nt
Organism: Cylindrotheca closterium
Lineage: Eukaryota; Bacillariophyta; Bacillariophyceae; Bacillariales; Bacillariaceae
Source: the annotation of a GenBank genome assembly
AUGAAAGCUGAAUAUGAAGAGCACGAUGCUAUUCUGAUCGCUCGUUGCAUGAUGCAGAUCAAAGCCAAGUUUGAUACUGAUGAAGGUCUGAGCUUCAUUCAACAUUAUUACAUCAACCAAGGACUGAAGAAGUUCGGUGACGAUGGAAAGGAUGCUGUGCAUAAGGAAUUGAGACAAAUGCUUCUGAGAGAUUGUUUCACUCCUGAAUUUGUUAAAGACAUGUCCGCGUCUGAGCGAAAGAAGGCCCAAUCAGCGAUGAUGUUACUUGCGGAGAAGCAAUUCGAAAAGACAAUUAAAGGUCGCCUAGUAUUCCAAGGCAAUGGAACUUGUGAAUGGUUAUUGUGUGAGGACACUGCUAGUCCCACUGCCUCGCAGGAAGCAAUCACCACUACUUGUGUUAUUGAUGCACACGAAGUUGACGAUCUUAUGUCAAGUCACAUGGAUCCGAAAGUAAAUGACGAAUUUGCUGAGUGGUUGAACAUGAGAUAUGGUUUGAUCCAGCCAUGUAAGAUCGUCAGAGGAAAGAUACACAGAUAUCUUGGAAUGACUCUGGAUUUCUCGGUGAAAGGAAAACUCAAGAUCCGCAUAGACGACUAUGUCAAGAACAUGUUGGAAGAUUUUCCUGUCAAGCUCAACAAGGAUUCAAAGCAGGAAACACCAGCUGGUAACGAUUUACUGGAAGCCGGGAAAGGAAAGUUACUCAAUGCUGAGUACCGUCAAAUCUUUCAUACUACUGUUGCAAGGGGACUUUAUGUCUCUAAGAGAGCUUGUUUGGAUAUCCAUCCAACGAUUACUAUUCUUGCCUUGAGAGUUUGA